UGGCGUGUUUGUAAAAAAAAAAAAAAAAAAAAGAAAAGAAAAAAAAAAGCUUCAAGUCCAUCUUAAAAGCAAACCAAAAAAAAAAAAAAAAAAAAAAAAAAAAAACCCAAACAUUUCGGAUGCUGCAUGCCUCAUGCUUCCAAGCGCCUCGCGGGAGAGACCCGGCUAUAGAGCAGGAGUGGCGGCACCUGACUUGCUGGAUCCUAAAUCUGCCGCUCAGAACUCCAAACCAAGGCUCUCAUUUUCCACGAAACCCACAGUGCUUGCUUCGCGGGUGGAGAGCGACACGGCCAUUAAUGUUAUGAAAUGGAAGACGGUCUCCACGAUUUUCCUGGUGGUCGUCCUCUAUCUGAUCAUCGGAGCCACCGUGUUCAAGGCGCUGGAGCAGCCUCAUGAGAUCUCACAGAGGGCCACCAUCGUGAUCCAGAAGCAAACGUUCAUAUCCCAGCACGCGUGCGUCAAUUCCACCGAGCUGGACGAGCUCAUCCAGCAAAUAGUGGCAGCAAUAAAUGCAGGGAUUAUACCGUUAGGAAACACCUCCAAUCAAAUCAGUCACUGGGAUUUGGGAAGUUCCUUCUUCUUUGCUGGCACUGUUAUUACAACCAUAGGAUUUGGAAACAUCUCACCACGCACAGAAGGUGGAAAAAUAUUCUGUAUCAUCUAUGCCUUGCUGGGAAUUCCCCUUUUUGGUUUUCUGUUGGCUGGGGUUGGAGAUCAACUGGGGACCAUAUUUGGAAAAGGAAUUGCCAAAGUUGAAGAUACCUUUAUUAAGUGGAAUGUGAGUCAGACCAAGAUCCGCAUCAUCUCCACCAUCAUAUUCAUCCUGUUUGGCUGCGUGCUCUUCGUGGCUCUGCCUGCGAUCAUAUUCAAGCACAUCGAAGGCUGGAGCGCCCUGGAUGCCAUUUAUUUUGUGGUCAUCACUCUAACAACCAUUGGAUUUGGUGACUACGUUGCAGGUGGAUCAGAUAUUGAGUAUCUAGACUUCUAUAAGCCUGUUGUGUGGUUUUGGAUCCUUGUAGGCCUUGCUUAUUUUGCUGCUGUCCUGAGCAUGAUUGGAGACUGGCUUCGAGUUAUAUCUAAAAAGACAAAGGAAGAGGUGGGAGAGUUCAGAGCACAUGCUGCUGAGUGGACGGCCAAUGUCACGGCCGAAUUCAAAGAAACCCGGAGGCGGCUGAGUGUGGAGAUCUACGACAAGUUCCAACGUGCCACCUCGAUUAAGCGGAAGCUCUCUGCAGAACUGGCUGGGAACCACAACCAGGAGCUGACGCCUUGCAGGAGGACCCUGUCCGUGAACCACCUGACCAGCGAGAGGGAUGUCUUGCCUCCCUUACUGAAGACUGAAAGCAUCUAUCUGAAUGGGUUGACGCCACACUGUGCUGGCGAAGAGAUUGCUGUGAUUGAGAACAUUAAAUAGCCCCCUCUUGGAAGAGCCUAGGCAUAGCCAUAGGUGAGGACUUCUGUAUGCUCUAUAUGACUGUUGCUGGUAGCAUAUUUUAAAAAAUUGUGCAUGAGCUCCUAAGGGGAAAAAAAAAAACAAAUAGAUUCACCCAUCAUGGUCAUCUGCCAUCAAGAGAAUUUGGAAUUCUGAGCCAGCACUCUUUCUGAUGAUGCUUGUUGCACACUCCACUUUCUUUGAUGAGUGGAAGGACAAGCGAUGUCUGAUGCCUUUCUGUGCCCAGACUGUUUUUCUCCAUCUUCUCCCAAUGUGCCACAAGGCCUCAGAAUGAAUUGCAAUUGUCUUUGGUAAUGAUGUAGCUGUGAGGGAUCAGCCCUUAACUUUUCAGGGUCUACUUAACUGAGCCUAGAUACGGACCAUUUGUGGAUGACAACGUUUCUUUUGGUCAAUGGCAAGAAAUUCUUAUGCAGCCUUUUACCUAAGAAAUUUUCUGUCAGUGCCUUAUCUUAUGAAGAAACAGAACCUCUCUAGCUAAUGUAUGGUUUCUCCUUCCCUGCCCCACCCCUAGGCACACCUCUGCAGUCAUUUACCCCAGUCCUCUCGUUUGAAUAUCAUACCUUGCUGGGAACAGUGUGUAAAAUGAGUGACGUGAUGAUGCCCGAAAAAGGAAUAGAUGCCAAAUUAGAUGGACAUUGAAGCAACUCUCAGAAACUCUAGCAUUAAACGCACUGCAGAGAAAGGAGGUGCAAAGUUGGCCCUCUCAGUAUUUAUUUGACUCAGGUACCAAGGUACAUAUAUACGGUGUAAUUAUUACCAGGCUGGUACAAUUGGCUGCUCCAAACCAUCCCUGUUUUCCUGGCAGUUUCUGGAACUUAGUAUUUAUUAGUUAAACUUAUACUUUUAAGGUGGAAGAAGAAAGUCCAUAUGUAAGUCAUCUGAUAGGAAAAAAACUGUUAAAAUGGGUGUUACUGCAGGCGAUUUAAAACACUUGGUAUGAAUUACCCUUCAGAGGAAAAGAAAAUAGCAAACCCACUGUGUUAUGAGUAUUUGCUAAUAAACAUUCUACUGCCAGCAUCUAUUUGCUUUUUGAUGUAUGGAAAACUGACGUAAUUUUCUUUCCUUGGGUGACAUGUGCCAGGUGACAGGAGGGGAGGAGGCAGCAGGGAGAGGUCCUCGCCUCCGUGGGUACCUUUGCAAUUGUGACCAGGUGGGAGAGCAGAAGGGAAACUGGGAUCACUGUGAUUUUGCACAUGGAAAAAUGCAGAUUGCAGGCAUAAUUCAUCUCUGACAUUAGAGGAAAAGCUGUUAUAGCACAAUUUAAAUCUUUUUUAGAUAGAGAAAGGCUGAUAAUCCUUUUCAGUUUAAUUUUAUAUCCUAUUAAUUCUUUGGAUAUUUCCAAGAUUCAGAAAAUAUUCACUAAAUUCACCCAAGUCAAUUGCUACCCUUUCCUUUAUUUUCAUACUUAAAUCUGCUGUACAUUGUAUAUAUAAUUUUUCAAGUCCAGAAAGAAAAUGAUUUCCCUAAAUAUAAUCACAAAGCUGAUGUCUUUCAAUUUUUUGAGGGGGAGGAAACGUAUCUGAAUAAGCGGCACUCAGAUUAGGGUCUCACAAAGUCAACCCAGGUUCUUUAAAAACAAACUAACAGAUGCUUAUUUUCCAAUUUUCAGCUAGAAAUGUACAUAUUCAGUUAACUUGAUGAAGGUACUUUUAUAAAUUUAAAAAGUUCUAAGCAACUUUUAGAAAGUCAGGCUCUUUAAGCAAGGAAGCUACUCUCAUUUCCUCAGUAACUGUUCUGAAAGUUCAUAUGGUGGAACGCACCAUGUAUAAACUGUGAAUUGUAUUGACAAAUAAAGUUUGUAAUUAAAGUCAGCAUUUUCGAGUCUCCUGAUUGCUGCUGAAGCCUCAGAUCCCCUUUGAGCUAAGUAGGAGGCCAGGACAUCGCUCUUCAUGCUGAGUUUUUUGUGGCUCCUUCAUUCGCAAUAUUCCAGAAAUUGUUUUGGAUGUGUUAGUACUACCCUUGCUAAAACACGUGCAGAGCAUUCGUGGUGGCUGUGAACCAAAAUUCAAUAUACUGAAAUUCAUGUUGCAGAUAGGACAUUUGAAAUAGCACACAAUUUCAAGACUAUUUAUGUUACAUUAAUCUAUACCUGUAUUUCAUCAUUGUUAGAAUUUGAACACUGAAAUUGUCUGAAUGUGAGAUACAGGCACCUGAAUGUGGAUUUUUUUUUUUUUUGUGAGACUAAGUAGGCAUCCUGGUAGUAUUGCGGUCUAAAGAAGAAAGUAACUGCAAACCAAUCUUUUAGACCUUAGCCUUGGAUUAUUUAUGCUGUCAGUAUACUGCCUAAUUUUACUGAUCCAUUGCUAAAUAACUUGUUGAGUACAAAUCUUAAAACUUGUCCCCAAACACUAUUUUAGUUUUUGGGGCAAUUUUAAGAAAACCUGUAUAUCAAUUCCUAUGUCAAUUCAAGCUUUAUUUUAUUUGCAUCUUAUGGGUAAUGUUCUAGUGAGUUUAAUUUUCUAUUGGACUAGUAUCACAGUAGUUUUGCUUUCAAGAAUAUUUAAAAAAUUAAGUGCUAGAACCAGAAAGUAUCAGAAACUCCCUGCUCCGAGUUCUACUCAUGUGGGCUACAGGGACUCCAAGUGCUUGGGCCAUCUUCUGCUGCUUUCUCAGGCUCCUUAGCAGGGAACUGGAUCAGAAAUGGAGCAGCUGAGAUUUGAACCAGUGCUCAUGUGGGAUGCUGGUAUUGCAGGUGGUGGCUUAAGCUGCUGAGCCACAAUGCUAGCCCCUGCUCUGGAUUCUUAGAUGUGGAUUCUAGAUAAUACUGUAUCCACUUACAGCUACUAACUGGAAAAGUCAUUCUUUCGGAGUUCUUUCAGUGUCUUACAUAGAUGUGUAGACUUUGCAACAUAGUCCAUGUCUCGUGCCUCUUUUUUCUGAUGAUAUUUCACUGUCAGUGCUGGCUGAAGACACUUUAGAAGCCAAGAGGAAAUUGAAUGGUGUACACCUUGGUCUCCAAAAAAUCAGAAGGGGGCAGAGUGUAGGGCUUUCUUUCUCAAAUUCUAAGGAACAUGUGACACACAGGAAAGACCACAUCCCACCUAACUUUCAGUCAGAAGUCAGUGCAGUUUUUUGGUUCGUGAGAGUAGGCAAUCAGAGAAACUAAGGGAAAUUUGAGAUGGAGUACCAAAAAACAAACUUAGACAAUCAGAAGACUUGAGCAGCUACAAAAUGUCUUCAGAAAGUUCAUGGAAAAUAUGUAUGAUAAAUAUCUAUGCAUGGAUUUCAAAAUUUUAUUAAAACGAGCUUUUAAUUCCAACUUCUACCCACUGUUUAAAGAACCCUCAUCUUUAAGAAUUGGAGGCCUAGAUCAGCUUUUGUUUUUAUCUUUCUUUUUUUAAAAAAAAUUUUUCACUGUGCUAGUAACAUCGUAACUUAUUUGUGGUUUGUAUUUCUGAUUAAAGUGUGAGUAUACAUUU
This is a messenger RNA of Lepus europaeus (European hare), 4872 nucleotides long. RefSeq names its product potassium two pore domain channel subfamily K member 2 (gene KCNK2). Gene Ontology annotation, molecular function: potassium ion leak channel activity; outward rectifier potassium channel activity. The record is from RefSeq and is a predicted model, not a curated record. Gene Ontology annotation, cellular component: membrane. The transcript is spliced from 7 exons. NCBI's taxonomy places the organism in Eukaryota, Metazoa, Chordata, Mammalia, Lagomorpha, Leporidae. Gene Ontology annotation, biological process: potassium ion transmembrane transport; stabilization of membrane potential. The coding region runs from base 134 to 1414 and encodes 426 amino acids.